GACCAGGCUGAGGCAACCUAAGUGGCCGGCAGUAGAAAUGGAGGGAGGGAGGAGGCUGAAGCUGUGCUUAGGUUGGGGAACUUAACCUUAACCAGUCGCUGCUGUGCAUAACAACACCAAGAGCAGAGAGAAGUUGUUCUGACACCGGUGAGGAAAAAAAACCUACAGGGACAAGAAGAAGAGGACUGGGCCAUGGUUGGAAUCUUUUAGGUAUGGGUGGUGUGCAGCGGCCCUGACCCCCAGGUGUGAUCCCUGACCGAAGGGGCCAAGAUGGCAGCUGCAUCCGAUGACCCACACCUGGGUCCUGGCCCGUCAGAUGAAGAAGAGGUCCUCCUGGAUGAUUCUGACUCAGGGAGCGUGCUCUCUGACGACUCGGUGCUUCCCGAGUAUGAACAAGAAACGGUCUAUAAGGAGCCGCCUAAAACACUGUAUGAGGCGUGCGCAAGGAACGACCCCACAUCCCUGAGCAGCAUCCUGCAGAGAGGGGUCAUGAAAGAGGAGGCCAUGGAGUUAGACAUCAAUGGCAGAAAUGGACUGAUGCUGGCUGUGUCCAAAGGUUUUGUAGACAUUGUCACCCUCCUGCACAAAUGUCCAUUAGUAGACAUCAACCACCAAGACAAUGACGGCAACACUGCUCUCAUGAUCGCUGCACAGGCCGGAUUCAUCAACAUCCUUAACUACAUCCUGAACUACUAUUCUGAUGUGGAGACUGAGAUCAGAGACCCCCGCGGCUUCACGGCCCUCAUCAAGGCAGGUCUGCAGGGCCGAGAGGAGUGUGUGUCGGCCCUACUGAUGCACGGUGCAGACAUGCAUGCUGUGGACUUGGUCCAAGGAAGGGGGCUGAAGGACUGGGUUCUUCGGACUGGAAGGUUUGAGACCCUGAACAGGAUACGUCGCCUGCAGACUCAUUCUGUUGCAGAGCAGUUCUGUGAAAGCUACAAGCCUGAGUGGCCUGAACUGAAGCACCUGGUAGAAAAGGCCGCUGCCCCCAAAACAGCCAGUCAGAAGUUGAGGCAUCGCCUAAAGGAAAGCCUUACUUUCAGCUUCCCACACGACCCUCAAGACAACGGGGUAAUGGAUCAUAUGGUUCGAAUAACCACGGGUAUUCACAGUCCCCUGAUAGCUACCGGGUCCCGGCCACUCUGUCCCACCAGUCCUCCUGAGAUUGGCAAGAGAAGGUUUGCCGUACCAGAACUGCUUAAAAAGCACAGCAGUAAGGAGCUGGAGGAGAGCACUGUGUCCCACAGCAACGGAUCCAUCACCUCAGCUUCUCCAAGAGCUAUGUCCGUCACCUCUGUUUCUCUGACAUCCUGCUGCCAGGAGGCAGAGCGCAGGGAGAGCAUGGUGUCAGGCAGCGUGAGAAGCUUCAUCCCCCGCAGCAUGGCACACAGGAACAGCAUAUUCCCAUCAGGCUGCAUUCCUAAGAUUGAAGUGACAAAAUCUGGGGAGCCCACACCAAAAAAGGAGAAAAAGAAGAAAAGGCAGAAGGGCUACCUGGAGCCACCCAUCUGGAAGUAUAAGGAAGCCAAGGAGGGAAAAAAAAGAGAAAGAAAAAAACAAGAUCAGGAAAAAGAACAAGAGAACAUUUCUAAGGGGUCCAAAAAAUCCUCCAGCAAACGCUGAGCCAGCCAAAUCACAUUUCACUGUGAUAUGCAUGCAUAAAAUAAAUAAAACAGUGAGAUACCAGUGACUCAGAUUUCUGUAACAUGAGAGAAAGUCAUUGCAAAACAACUUUGGGAGUGAGCAUCUGACAAAUCUCAUGAACAUUGGCUCUGAAUGAAACUGACAUCCACUGAAAUGACUCACAUUAGACAUUUCUAAAGGAUUUUUGACAUUUUGGGCAUAAAAUUAUGUUAUUCCAAAUAAUAUCUUGGGUUUAAACAUGUUUAAACAUUUUAAAUCUCAAGCCUAGCGGACCAGAGAGUCUUUUGCUGUUGGACUACAGCCCAUGCUUUGGCUGCAAUGAAAUUCAGUUUUAAACACCCGUCGCUUCUUUGGGAAUCUUAUAAGCCUUUGUUUGGUGAAAAGCUUUGUGGUAUCUGAAUACAAUACAAACAGCCAAUAGCCUGUACUGUGAAAGAGAUGUAUUGGAUCAUAUGCCUUCAGAAAAAAGUCAUUAGUGUCACAGUGAAACUAUUAUGUCAAAUGGACCAAAAGACACAAAACAUGUCUUUUGUUUAACUACACUUCAUAUAAUAAAUCAUCUGUGGAUUCUUUUUAUGUAGAAGAGAAAACUAUUCUUUAUUGUCCCUUUUUUGUUUCUAAUUGUUAUACUAAUCAGGCAUAAAAUUAUGACCACUGGAAGCUGAAGUGAACUGAUUAUCUUAUUGUCAUGGUACCUGUUAGUGGUUGGCCAACAAGUGCACACAUUUUUCCUGAACGUUGAUGUUAUAGAAACACGGAAAAUGGACAAGCAUUAUGAUUUGAGUGAGUUAGACGACCAGAUUAGAGCAUCUCCAAAACAGCAGCUCUUGUGAGGUAUUACUGGUCUGUAGUGAUCAUUAUCUGUCAAAGGUGGUCCAAGGAACCAGCAGCAGGACGAUGAGCUGGCCUCUGAGGUCCGAUCCAAUAGACGACCUACUGUAGCUUACAUUGUAGAAGUUAAUGCUGGUUCAGACAGAAAAGUCUCAGAAUACACAGAAAUAUCACAGUUUGUUGAGUAUGGGGCUGCUUACCUGCAGACCAGUCCAUGCUGACCCACCAUCAAAAGUGCCAACAAUGGUCAUGUGAGGAAACGACGAAGAUGAUGGCCUCGUCUGAUGAAUCUAGUUUUCUUUUCCGUCACCUGGAUGCCUUGGUGCUUGUGUGUUGCUUACUGGAGGAACCUAUGGAACCAGUAUUGAUAUUACUUUGAAACAUACAGUAUCACCACCUACUUAUGCAUUGUUACAAAUCACGUACAGAGAAGCACAACAACCUUGAGGUGCUGACUUUACGUUCCCCAUGGAAAUGUGCUGGAGAAACAAGACCAGUGCUUGGAGGCCCAACGUCGCAACUUAUAGGACAUAAAGGAUCUCUGGAUAACAUCUCAAUACCACAGCACACCUUCAGGGUUCUAGUGGAGUCCAUGCUUCAGUGAGCUGGCAGCCAAAGAAUGACCAACUCACUAUUUAGAAGAUAAUCAUAUUGUUAUGCCUGACUAUUGUUUAUUUUCUAAUUUUCCCUCCUGCAUCAUAUUCCAUCUUCCAGAUGCCUUUAUAGCUUUUUCACGUUUCUGAUACUCCAAAACAUUUUUUAAGUCACAUAAGAGACGUUUAAAACUGAAAAGUCAUUUCUCUGCAUGUUUGGCUUGUGGUAAAAUAAGGAUUUACUUACAUGUGCAAGUCUUCGGUCUGCGACAGCUUUUUGUGUUUUGUUAGACAUAGUUAACAGAACACUGAAAUGUUUGUGCAAAACUUACAUUUUACUGUAAAAAUCAAAGGAAUACCACAUAUCAUUCAGGGGAUCCAUGAGAGGAACCACCUGUAAUAAAUUUUACUCAGGGUUAUUGAAUUAUGAGCACUUCGGAUCCAGAUUGUUUCUUGCAAUUUAGCUUGCAACAAAAAAAAGUUAUAUUUUAUGUUUGUAUUACUGCCUAAAAUAACACAAUUAUUUAUGUAUUUUAACACAAAACAUAUCCAGUUACAACAGAAUAUAUUUAUCUGUAUCAUAUCUAUCUAUUUUUGCAAUCUCUUCCUUGAAAAUUAGACAUUUUGGAGAUUAUCUUAAAAACGAAGCAAAACACUCAGGUUUGUUGCAUGUAUGAGGUGUGUAACCAAUGACAAGUGUUUGUAUGUAAGCUUGUAAUAAAUUUACUGGAUCUUUGCAAUACUGAGUUUUUAAAAGCUUUCUGUUUGAUGUCGCCUAGUCAUGAAGUAUGGUAAAUUACACUCAUCUUCAUAAACCAAUCAGCCUAGUUAAUCAGAAAAAUCAGGCUGUAGGAUAAAUUCUUGACCUUUCUAUUGAUUUAUCUGUAUUACACAUUUAAAGAAGGAUCAGGACAUUUCUCUAUAUUUCUAAGGAUUAGAAUUUAUUUACAAGUCAAUCAAUGAUGAGUCCAUUUAAAAUAAAAGCAUAAGAAGAAUCAACAAGAUCAAAUCAUCAAGGGAAUUAGGACUUAAAUAAUUUUCAAACUACUGUUUAGUACGGCACCCGGGAACUGACAUGGAGAAAAAAAAAAUAAAUAAAUAAAUAGCGUGCACAUGAAAUGCUAAUUCGUUUCCACAAAAUACUAAUUUGUGCCCAUGAAGUACUUAUUCGUGUUGGACCACUUGUUUGCUGAAUAUUGGACCAUUUGCACAUUGCUGGACGCCACCAGGCCUCCUGACGUUUUCGGCCAUUUUGUAUCCAGGACAGUCCGUUCCUACAG
Messenger RNA from Girardinichthys multiradiatus, 4348 nucleotides. It is a transcript of the gene ankrd33aa, whose product is annotated as ankyrin repeat domain 33Aa. Gene Ontology annotation, molecular function: protein binding. Bases 271 to 1623 code for a protein of 450 amino acids. The transcript is spliced from 5 exons. The record is from RefSeq and is a predicted model, not a curated record. Lineage: Eukaryota; Metazoa; Chordata; Actinopteri; Cyprinodontiformes; Goodeidae.